AUGGCUGGUUCUUUCACAACGGAAAAGACAUGCAGUGAGCACGUUGAAGUGGGGGAAGAAAAGAACAACUGCCAUGGCUCUAUUCCACUCGAUACCACGGUGUUGGCUGAUCAAGAGCUUUCAGCAUUCGACCGAAAGAUGCUGCUGAAGCUGGACUUGAUUAUUAUACCGGUGGUGGCGCUGCUUUUUCUCAUGUCUUUCUUGGAUCGUGGCAAUAUUGGAAAUGCUCGGGUGGUGAGUGAUUUUUGUGACCGUUGGUUUCUCGCCGUGUCGGCUUUAUUGAGUGAUGUUCAGGCUGGUUUACAAGCGGAUCUACACCUCACAGACCACCAAUAUCAGACCGCACUUACGGUCACCUACGUGCCGUACAUUCUCGCCGAGCUGCCUUCCAACCUCCUUCUCUCAAAGAUCGGUCCAAAGAUUCUUCUUCCGACCCUCUGCACGGGAUGGGGUAUUGUCACAACACUCCAAAGCCAAGUCCACAACUAUGACGGUCUCAUCGCUUGUCGUUUCUUCCUUGGUCUUCUCGAAGGAGGCUUGUUCCCCGGCAUAGUACUAUAUCUUUCAUUUUUCUAUCGUCGACAUGAGCUGCAGCUCCGAGUUGCCUUAUUUUUUGCUGCAACUUCGGCCGCUGGAGCUUUCUCCGGACUACUCGCGGCGGCAAUCAUUCAGAUGGAUGGUGUUGGAGGCAUGCGUGGCUGGCAAUGGAUCUUUUGUCUGGAGGGCAUUCUUACCUUCCUCAUCGGUUUCGGCUCCUUCUUCUUGCUUCCAAACAAUCCACGCCAGGUUCACACGUUCACUGCGGAGCAAGCCGCUAGAUGCGAAGAGCGACUCAAGCUUGACGUUGACCUCCAAAGCCACGAAAGUGUCGACCUCAAAUCCGUCGCGUCAGCUUUUGCCAGUGUGCACGUAUGGCUCAUGGUGUUCCAGCUUUUCGGCGCCGGAGCAUGCUUGUACGGCCUAGCGUACUUUACACCGUCGAUUGUCAAAGGCUUUGGGUACAACGAGACACAAACCCAGCUCUUGACAGCUCCACCCUUCAUCGCGGCGUUCAUUGUCAACCUGUUCACGGCCUAUAUGUCUGAUAAAUAUCGACAACGAGGACUCGCAGCCAUCGGAACCUGGAUCAUCGCGCUUGUUGGGUUUGUCAUGUUCUACAAGUGCCGAAGCAUAGGGUCGCGCUAUACUUCUCUCUUCUUGAUGAUCACGGGGGUCUAUUCCGCCUCGCCCUGUCUCGUCUGCUGGGUGCCAAACAACACUGCCGCGCGCACCAGACGUGCCACUGCCAUUGCCAUGGCUUUCAUCAGUACCAACGUAGGCGGCAUUGUCAGUACUUGGAUUUUCCCCACGUCCCAGGCGCCUUAUUACCGCUUUGCGUCGAGAUUCCUCAUGUCAUUAAAUAUCACUUCCCUUGUCUUGGCAGCUGUCACCAUUUUCUGGCUCAGAAGGCGCAAUGCAGAGAAGGGCGAAACAGAAUACCGACGCAGGGUCCUGGAGCCAGUGGCGGGUCUGGAGCCUGCUGAUCAACUCCGAAUUCUCGGAGACUCGCACCCAGAUUACUACUUUACAUACUAA
Cladophialophora psammophila CBS 110553 is the source of this 1575-nucleotide messenger RNA. RefSeq lists its product as uncharacterized. Gene Ontology annotation, molecular function: transmembrane transporter activity. NCBI's taxonomy places the organism in Eukaryota, Fungi, Ascomycota, Eurotiomycetes, Chaetothyriales, Herpotrichiellaceae. Bases 1 to 1575 code for a protein of 524 amino acids. Gene Ontology annotation, biological process: transmembrane transport. Gene Ontology annotation, cellular component: membrane. The record is from RefSeq and is a predicted model, not a curated record. The transcript is spliced from 3 exons.